UAAGGACUAAAAAAUGAAUAGAAUUUAUUUUCUAAUUUCUGAAUUUUUUAAGUCAAAAUGUCUCAUCAGCAUAUAUUAACAAUAGUAUUGAUUUCUAAAAUAAGACCCAACUUUACACAGAUGUCCUUUUCUGCAUCACUGAAUAUAUACAGAUAAAACAAAGCUCACCAGGUUAUAUGGCAGAGAUAUUUAUGUAGAUACACCCCAACUAAAACAAUUUCUAGCAUAAUUAAUUUAUUCUUUUACUACACAUGUUAUAGAUCACAGCCUUAAUUCUUUUUAUUUUGUACGCUUGACAAUUUUAGUCAAUAUCAGCUGUGACCAGCUUAAUAUUUAAGACAAAAUAUUUUUUAUGCUUAUUAUGUAUUUGAAUCAUUUAUUAGUUUAUUGAAACUUCAGGAAAAUCCCCAAAAAUGCAAAUAUUGUGGAAAAAAGUUCAAUAUUUUUCUUACUGAUUUCAGAAACCUAAACUCAUAUAUUACACAGAUAUACUGUAUGUCUUAAUGUAUACAUUAUCUUAAUGUAUACAUUAAGAUAAUAUACAUAAGAUAAUACAUUAAGAUGUAUACAUUAUAUAUGUAUAUCUUAAUGUAUACAUGUAUACAUUAAGUAACAUGUAUACUUAAUGUAUACAUUAAGUAUACAUGUAUACAUUAAGAUAAUGUGUUGUGUUGAUCUUGACCCCAAAGAUCAACACAAAAGGAUAGUUUCAACAGAAAUGUCAGGCUUCUGAAAAGUUUGUUCAUUUGUCUACAUUCAACAUUGUGCUGGGGAUCCUUUUGUAUGAAUGACUGCAUCAUUGGGGUGUGGAACGGAGUGGAUCAGCCUGUGGUACUGCGUCUGCGUAAUGGAAGCCCAGCUUGCUUUGAUAGCGCCCUUCGGUUCAUCUGCAUUGUUACUCUAAUAUCUUCCAUCUUCUUCUUGACAACAGCAGAUACAUUUUCUACAGGGUUCAGGUCAGGCGGGUUAACUGUCCAUUCAAGCACAGUAACACCAUGGUCAGUAAACCAGCUUUUGGUACCUUUAGCAGUGAGGGCAGGUGCCGAGUUCUGCUGGCUUGGAAGAAAGUAAAUAACUGAGUCAUGUGGUCACAUUGUUUAGUCCUGGUUAGAAUUUACACAAUUAACAUUUAGACAGAUCCAGUCCAAUUUACAGUUAUGGUCAUCCACACAAUAACAGAUAAAGACAACCUAAUAUUAAUUGCCAUUGUCACACCUGAUAAUGAAAGAUAAUUAUUAUUAAAGAUAAUUAUUGUCUUUUGGAGCCUGUAAAACAGUGAUGUCUGAUUAUGUUAGAUGUACUGAACCAGGGAGCACUCUACGAUAUAUCAGAAUGGACUCAAACAGCAAGACCUGAGAAAUAUACACAGAUUUAAAAGUCAAAAGCCUAUUUUCCUGAUGUUUCACAUUUUUACAAUUCCAUUUUUCCCCAGGACUUGUUAAGCUCCGUUCUGCCACAGCCAUUCAUCCACCCAUUAUCCAACACCCUUCUCCAUUGUGGGGUUGUGAAGGGUGCUGAUGCCUGUCUCCAGCUUUCAGCGGAGGAGAGGCAGGGUACACGCUGAACAGGUCGCCAGUCCAUCACUUCUUUAAUUGCCUAGUCUAAUUAUCUUAUUAUCUUAAAAUCAAGUUCCAAGGUGCUAAUUUCUGUUUAUUUAUAUGCCAUUUCUAUUACAAUCUGCAGCGUUUAGCCCUUACGGAAGUGUAUUAUCGUUAUCUUGCUCAAUAAAAUGCCUGCAUUACUUUCACAGAUCUGUAUAUCUAUUAUUUGCUUUGUCUGUAGAGUGUUAGCAGUGUUGGAAUUUUAAUAAAGCAUCUCUCAGAAGACAAUUUGUCUCCUAACCACACUCAGCUGCUGAUAUCCUGUUGCACAACUAAUUCAUGGCACUAAAUUAAGAAUGAAUGCUAAGACUUUAUAUGCUUGUGUAUCUAACUCCAUGUUAAUACACACAUAGGCACCCCAUUUCUAUCUGGUUUAUAGGCUCCUCUUCACAUUCUGGACUUCUUGGCUCAACUGUAUACAGUAGGGAAUGUUACUGGAAACCACAUUGUAAACCUGAUCACAUUUACACAGGAACAGCCUCAGGAUAUCUGAGAAACAACCCACAUCCCACUCAAGUCUGUUUUUAGACUGUGCUAGCCUGAGUAUUAAAUAUCUGAAUGGUCCUUAUUUACAUAGCCUUUAAAAUAAGCAGUUUUUCCCCAGGGUAACUUUGGAAUGGAAGUUGCCAAAGGUAUGCUCCACACUGUUCUGCAGUCUUUCCUCGGAAAUAUCUCACAUCUGACUGGGAGAUACACAUGACAUAAUGACAACAAAAUAACAAGAUGAAAAGCUUGCACCUCUGCACAACAGGCUUCACAAACAGGCAACUCUUCCUACUGACUCUGAAAUGACAGCCAAUUACUGGCUGCCAAAGUGAAAACCUGAACUUUUGGCAAAAUAUAUUCCAGAACAGCAGCACAUAUUAUAGAGUUAUCUGCCAUGGUUCUUAAUAGUUAUUCAAAGACAUGUCCACAUUCAGUAGACAACCUAUGACACGUUUAACUAUCCUGCACUUGUUACCCGAUGAAGGCUAGCACUGCAAGUAGUUUAACAAGUUAAUUGUAAAAGGUUGGUUUUCUUAUAUUUGUAUUUUUUUUCUUGAAUUUACAGGUCACAAAGCUGUGUGAGUUGCUUUAAGUGAAAACAUGUUCAGAAAAUCAGGAAACAUUAAAUAAACUCGCUGCAGUUUUGCAAUAUCUCCAAUCACCAGAUUGGCUGUUAAGUUGGCUCAGACCUUUCUGAACCUUACUAGUAAAUUGGUUAUUUCUGUGAAUUUUACAAAGUGAUUCUUUAUGUUAACUGAAUGAACAGAAUGAAUACUGCUUUAACAUUUUGACAUUUGUUACAUUCCAGACUCAAUUGGGAUUGAUUUUCUUGGUGAGACCAGCAGAAAGUAGUACAUAUCUGUGAAGUGGAAGAUAUGAAAAAUAUUCUUUUUCAAAUGUAUAAAGCUGUCAAAGAUAUGCUCCAACUCUUAGCACCAGAUGAAGUGAGAGGAAGUUUUACAAGAUAUCAUGUUAAAGGAUUUUUAGGUCACAACAGCUUUAAAUAUUUUUGGCAAGAAUGCAACAGGAGAAAACCACCCGCCCUUCAUCAGCUUUAGGAAGAUUGGAAAGCAUACAUAUGACGAGCAUCUUCUCUGAACUGGGGAGUACAAAGCAGAGGAUCAGGAUAAGGGAAACACCAGCAUGGCUGGAGCGAGAGCUGCUGAAACAGAACAAUAGAAGACACUCAAUGGAAGAAUCUAAAAUCAGGAGAGAACUGCAGCACUGUGCAUUUUCAACACAUCACUUUGAGAUCAAUGAAAAGAUAUCGUUAGAUGAACUCCAGAAACUGAAAUUAUCCUUUGAGGAAUCUGAUGUGAGUGGGGCAGGGUACACUGAUGCAAAGAAUUUUGGACAUAUACUGAAAAAGUGCUUGGAUGUUUCUGACAUGAGCAAUGAAGAGAUAUAUAGUUUGUUCAAAAAGAUUGAUUACUCUGAUCAAGGAAGGAUUUCAUGGAUGGAGUUCUCCACCUAUCUGCUCCAGCAGUACGAAGCAAAGAUGGAAACUGUGAGACGCAGGAAGCAGGUGGCCUUUCAUUUGCCAGCCAUCAUGAAUGAUGGCGGACAUGGCGUUCCUGUAGUCAACAUCCACUCCACCCACGAUGGCGGCGUGUUAACAAUGAGAGAAGAUGGAUUCAUUUGUCAGUGGAGUCCUGACCUUAAACCUCAGAGGACCAAGCACAUGUUUAGUCAGGGAUCUGGCAAAAGAAGUUCAAAGUGGAUAACCGAUUUCACUAUGAUGUCAGAAUACAACAAGCUGAUGAUCGGAACAGGGGACAGAGAGAUUCAGUUUUAUGAACUUUCCACUUUAGAGCCUUACUGCCAGAUCAGCGGCCUGGAAACUAUACCUUUAACUUUAAGCUACAGCUACAUUGGCUCUGAUAAAUGUUGUUUUCUAUAUGGAGAUAUGGAGGGAUGUGUUACCAUCAUUUUGCUCUUCCCUGCUGAGGACACCCUCAGGUUGUGGAACAGAUUACCAAAGGCUGAAAAUGUGCCUAAUAUUGCUAUUAAAAAUGCUGUGCUUUCCAAAAACGUGACAUUUGUCAGAUGGAAGGUUCAUCAUGACUGGGUGACACAGGUAAAAUAUUUUCACAAUUUUCAAGCUGUUGUCUCGUCAUCAAAUGAAGAUGCCUCUUCUCUUGUUUUAGGCUGUAUGCUGCCUUCAACAGAUUCUGCACAGCAGCUUAGGGAGAUCAGAGAGUCGUGCUAUGAGGGUAAAAACAGGAAGAUCCAACUAAGCUGGACUCCACAUGUCCGCGCAUCCGGGGAUCAGACCAUUUUUUCUAUCUACAAAGGUGUGAAGGCUUUUGACCUUUGUCAGAAGCACAGUUUGCUGGUGACCGGCGGCAUGGACAGACUCAUACGCCUGUGGAACCCAUAUUUCUCAGAAAAACCCACUGGUAUUUUAAAAGGCCACUCUGCUCCCAUUUUCUCCCUCUUCAUCUCAUCAGAGGAUGGUCGGAUCUUUUCUAUCUCCAGGGACAACACUGUGAAGAUUUGGCACAUUGAAGAUCAGUGUUGCCUGUUCACAGCCGACCCCACAGCCAGCGGGAUUCAUGGCGACGUAUCUGCAUGCUCCUAUUCCCCUGCCAUGAGAUCUCUGUACAUCGCAGCAGACUGCAUAGCUGUUCUCCCCUUGAUGUUGAGGCCAAAACCUCACAGUGGCAUCUCUGUUUCUCAUGAUGAGGCUGUAAUGUGCUGUGGCUACAGCGAGGAGUUCCGGCAGGUUGUGAGCUGCAGCGAGGAGGCUGUGGUGAAAGUCUGGGAUUUUGAUACUGGGCGGCAAGUUUUUGAGUUUACCGCAACACCAGACCUGACCAGCAUCACCUGCAUGACAUUUGACAUUAAGGGAAGAAGACUCAUCACAGGAGGAAGUAAUGGAUACAUAAAGGUAUGGAACUUCAACAGUGGCCACUGUAUAAAGACAUUAAAGAAAGAGGGUAAAUGCCAUCAGGUGUGUGACUGCACCUUUCUUAAAGUACAAGGAAAUUCAUAUGUGAUUGCUGUCGGAAGAGACCGGAGGAUUGACAUUUACUCAGAUUCUCCUGAGGAGCUUUAUCAUGUCCAGAGACCACAGCCUUCAUGGAAAGACGAUUUGCAAAAUGGCCAUACAGAGGACAUCCUUUGUGUGGUGCAGAGUCCUCCCUCUCUUCUGGCCACCGGCAGCUACAAUGGAGAGAUCAUAGUUUGGAACACAGAUUCUGGGUCUAUAAACUGUCGGUUUGUUGGACCUCUUUCAGCUGAAGAUCACAACACUAAAGGACUGGACACAAGUGUUCCAAGCAUGGUUUUUAUCAGAAACUUAAGACUGAUGCAGCUGUCUCCAACUACUGCUCUCCUGACAUCUGGAGUCAGAGGGUGGGUAAAUCUCUGGGAUGUGCUCAAUGGACGGAAGCUUGUGAGCAGCUUCAAAGUUUCGAAAUAUCAACAAAAAAUAACAAAACUGUACAUCACGGAUGAGAAAACACUGCUGUACGCUGCUGACAGGAUGGGUUACAUCUAUAUUUACAACAUGGAGACGUUUGACCCAGAGCAAAGGUCACCCAGAGCUGAACAUUGCUGGCGUGCCCACACCAGCUCAAUUACCAGCUUACAGAUUGUCACCAGUGAUCAAGUGGUGCUUACCUCAUCCACUGACCACACUGUGAGGCUCUGGAGUGCAUCAGGAGAAUUCAUCGGGACAUUUGGCCAGCCUGAGAUGUGGAGCGUCCAGAUUCCCUCAUCCUGGAUUCAUCCAGGUGUCCCCUAUGAGGUUCUGAUUGAUCCUCUCAGUAUGCCACAUCAUGAUAUUCUGAAGAGAAAGUCUCAUCUCUCCGAAGCCAUCAGUUCUGACGUGACUCCGACUGAUAGAGGAGAACUAAAGGUGAACUGCAAUAUUUCAAAAAUGAUUACCUGAGCUCUUCCUUUUUUCGUCUCUUUUUUGUUGUCACACUGCACCGAUGAUCCUUCGAAUUUCAUCAGUUACGCUGACAAUGAGGGAGAUUUAGGAGCACAUUUCACCCAGAGGAAUAGGAGUCUGGCCUGGAUUAUAACCAUUUCAAUAGAACAGACCGCUCCACACAUGUACUACCUGUUUAACACCUGACUCAGACUAAAAGAAUGGAUUGGUAUUUGGAGGGACUGUAUUUUCUGCUUUAUUUCAGACUGUGUGAAGAAAUUGACUGGAAUACCAACAUACCAUCAAACAACUUUACCCUGAAUGGCUUCUGGACCUUGGAGCAACUGAAUACCUGUGAACCACCCAGACUCUCUCUCUGGUAUUGAUCCAUUUAUCAGCCUCAUGAGGGAACUGUAAUUAGCUGACUGAGAUGAAAA
Messenger RNA from Xiphophorus couchianus (Monterrey platyfish), 6401 nucleotides. RefSeq names its product WD40 repeat domain 95 (gene wdr95). The transcript is spliced from 31 exons. Lineage: Eukaryota; Metazoa; Chordata; Actinopteri; Cyprinodontiformes; Poeciliidae. Gene Ontology annotation, molecular function: protein binding; calcium ion binding. Bases 3106 to 5982 code for a protein of 958 amino acids. The record is from RefSeq and is a predicted model, not a curated record.